Molecule: messenger RNA, 2232 nt
Organism: Vitis vinifera (wine grape)
Lineage: Eukaryota; Viridiplantae; Streptophyta; Magnoliopsida; Vitales; Vitaceae
Exons: 5
Coding region: 593-2002 (469 amino acids)
Biological process (GO): protein phosphorylation
Molecular function (GO): protein kinase activity; ATP binding
Source: RefSeq, a predicted model, not a curated record
AGUCUCUUUCCCAAGUCUUCUUGUAUCUCAUUUCCAAGUCAACUGCCGUGCUAAGCAGAUACAGAAGAGAAAACAUGGCUUAAAGGGAGAGGAAGAUUACCCUGUUGCCGUCGGAAAAGAAGGGAAACACCCUCCAAAUUGUUCAUUCUUCCAAUGUGGAAAACUGGGCUGGCUUAAAUUUCCCUUCAACAAUGAAACAAAUCCAGAAUGCGGAUUGCGUACAAUAGUAAAUUGCACUGAAGAGGCUCCGAAGAUCCAACUGGAAAGGGGAGGAAGACAUUUUGAGGUGAAAAACAUCCAGGGUGAUACCAUAAUAAUUCAAGAUGAGCAGCUUCAAGAGCACUUGAAACAUGGCAGAUGUGACUUCAUCGACAACUUAACUUCUUCCCCUUCUCCUUCUGUUUUUUUCACACCAGUACCCACCCUAACCGAACUAACCCUGUUUAAAUGCCACCGUAGUCACAAUAUUGAUCUUAUUACAGAGUAUAAUUAUACCAGAUGUCAAGACUACAUUAUCCACUAUAAUCAUUCAAAUCAUAUUCCUCCAACUCCACCUCCACCUGGCUGUUCAAUUAUUCAGUAUCCAGUAAACAUGAGUACUGUAGGUAUCGCUAAACUGGAUUCCCUGUUGACUCCUGAUAUCACUCUUGAAGUGAAUGUGUUCUCACACUGUUGGAAUUGUCUCAAUAGAGGAGGCCAAUGCCAAGAUGAUGAAAAGGGAAAAUUCCAGUGUGCACAUGUGAAAGGGAAUGACAAUCGAUUGAAGCUAGCCCUAGGAUCAGGUAUCAGCGCCGGAGGCAUUACCAUCUUAAUAAUUUGUUUCAUCAUCCGACAGCGCCAUAAAAGGAAGUAUGCUUCAACUUUCCUCUCAAGGAACACUUCUUCAGAUCCCUCUUCACAACCAGGAUUGGAAACAACGGGGACGUAUUUUGGCAUCCCCAUUUUCCCCUACAGUGAACUUGAAGAAGCCACUUAUCAUUUUGUCCCUGAUAGAGAAAUUGGAGAUGGAGGUUUUGGAACUGUAUACCAUGGACAACUGCGAGAUGGGCGAGAGGUUGCCGUCAAGCGCCUAUACGAGAACAAUUACAGGCGGGUUGAACAGUUCAUGAAUGAAGUUCAAAUCCUCACUCGUUUGCGCCACCGGAAUCUUGUCUCCCUUUACGGCUGCACCUCACGCCACAGCCGUGAACUCCUUCUGGUUUACGAAUUUAUUCCCAAUGGAACAGUCGCUGAUCAUCUCCACGGGAAUCGAGCAGAUUCAGGCUUACUCACAUGGCCUAUCCGAUUGAGUAUUGCCAUAGAAACUGCCAGCGCAUUAUGUUAUCUCCAUGCUUCUGAUGUUGUACACCGGGACGUGAAAACUAAGAACAUUCUCCUGGAUAAUAGUUUCUGCGUUAAAGUCGCAGAUUUCGGGCUUUCACGACUCUUCCCCACUGAUGUUACCCAUGUCUCAACCGCUCCACAGGGAACUCCCGGCUAUGUUGAUCCAGAAUAUCACCUAUGUCACCAGCUUACCGACAAGAGCGAUGUUUACAGCUUCGGGGUUGUCCUUAUUGAACUCAUAUCAUCACUGCCUGCUGUAGACUUUAGUAGGCUUAAGCAUGAGAUCAAUUUGUCUAACUACGCUAUAAACAAGAUACAAAAAUGUGCAUUUCACGAGCUGAUUGACCCACAUCUUGGAUUCAAUUCAGAUCUUGCGGUUAAUAGGAUGACUACUCUGGUAGCAGAAUUAGCCUUUCGCUGUCUGCAACCUGACAAGGAAAUGAGGCCUUCCAUGGAUGAAGUUUUGGAGAUUUUGAAGGAAAUUGAGAGUAACAGGCAUGAAUUGGAGAACAUGGACGCAGCAGCGGACAGUGUUGGAUCAUCGAUGCGUGAGCCGCCGCCACCUUCACCAGAUUGUGAUGAAGUGGGGUUGUUGAAAAGCGUCCAGCUGAUGCCAUCACCAGAUAGUACGACCGCUCAAUGGGCCAGUAGGUCUACUACACCAAGCGCCAGUGCUUAGCUUUUCCCUUGUAUUUUGCUUAUUUUUCAAAGGAGAUGCUAAAAAUAUGUGAAACAUUUAACUCACAUAACUGAAAGGGUUAAUGUUCUUUCUCAUCUUCGUAGCUUUGUUUUGUUGUCCAUGUACCAGAGAUGAAUCUCAGAUUCAUUGUCUACUGGAUUUAAGGCCUGAAGGGAGAAUGUGCAAAGUAAAAGAAGCUGUCGUUGAUAUGCCCAGCUUUGAUUUUGUAA